UUCAAAAGAGUCAACAAUUCUUCCUUUUUUCUGUUUUCUUAUCCAGAUUACCUGCUACAUAACGUUAAGGAGGAACAAAGGAACCAGGAGAGGAGAUCCACUUUGGACCAGGAGGAGUUAGAACCUCUGCAGGUGAAACAAGAACAGGAAGAACCAGAAGAUCAGCAGAUAAAAGAAGAGCAAGAGGAUCUAGAACAUCGGCAGAUAAAAGUGGAAGAGAAAGAAGUUUACUGCAGUCAGGAUGAAGAACAGAUUGAGUUAAAACAGGAGACUGAUACCUGCAUGGUGGAUCCUGUUGAUGAGCAAACAUCCCACACUGAAUCAGAACCAAACAGGAACCAAGUCAUCUUCCAGGAAGCUGCUGAAAUUGAGAACCAAAAUCAGGAAAGAUGCAAGAUUUUCUCAUGUGUCAUCUGUGAAAAACGUUUCCCUUUCAAAUCUGUUUUUGAUGCUCACAUGAGGAUUCACACUGGGGAAAAACCGUUUUCAUGUGGGAACUGUGGAAAAAGUUUUAGUAACAAAUCAUAUUUAAUUAGUCACAUGAGGAUUCACACUGGUGAAAAGCCGUUUUCAUGUGGGAACUGUGGAAAAAGUUUUCGUCAAAAACGGGAUUUAACUCGGCACAUGAUGAUUCACACUGGUGAAAAGCCAUUUUCAUGUGGGAGUUGUGGAAAAAGUUUUAGGGGAAAAAAGGACACAUGA
Poecilia latipinna (sailfin molly) is the source of this 702-nucleotide messenger RNA. Its product is annotated as oocyte zinc finger protein XlCOF19-like. Gene Ontology annotation, molecular function: DNA-binding transcription factor activity, RNA polymerase II-specific; RNA polymerase II cis-regulatory region sequence-specific DNA binding. The transcript has 3 exons. Lineage: Eukaryota; Metazoa; Chordata; Actinopteri; Cyprinodontiformes; Poeciliidae. The annotation marks the transcript as partial. The record is from RefSeq and is a predicted model, not a curated record. Gene Ontology annotation, biological process: regulation of transcription by RNA polymerase II.